Molecule: messenger RNA, 738 nt
Organism: Vespa mandarinia (Asian giant hornet)
Lineage: Eukaryota; Metazoa; Arthropoda; Insecta; Hymenoptera; Vespidae
Gene: e(r)
Product: enhancer of rudimentary
Source: RefSeq, a predicted model, not a curated record
GAUAAUUGCGCACGCAAGUGUUAGCGAUAAAAAAAAUUCAAUGCAUUUGCUAAAUGGCGUAAAUGACUUCCGUCGGAUGGAACUACAAUGAAUUUUGACGAUAUCCUAUAUCUUUGAUUCUCUCUUUAGUCUUUUUAUUCGAAGGAGAAAACUAAAUGGGUAUAUAACGAGUUGUGUAUCGAAAAUUCUGGAUUUAUUAUUUAUAUGAACUCUUGUGAUUUUCUUGCCGUUACAUCAAUAAUUUGAUUAAUACGACUUACAAUCAAGUUGUCUGUUUGAUCCCAUCGAAAUAAUAUUGUUUUAAGUAGAACGCAGAAAUGGCUCAUACGAUAUUACUCGUACAGCCAGGCAACAGGCCAGAAACAAGAACGUUUUCAGACUAUGAAAGUGUCAACGAGUGUAUGGAAGGUGUAUGUAAAAUUUACGAGGAACAUUUGAAAAAAAGAAAUCCAAAUACACCGACGAUCAGGUACGAUAUUAGCCAAUUAUUUGACUUUGUCGACCAAUUGACAGACAUAUCAUGUUUGGUAUAUCAAAAAUGUACGAACACUUAUGCACCGUACAAUAAGGAAUGGAUCAAGGAAAAAAUAUAUGUCCUGUUGCGUAGAGCUGCUGACCAUAGCGAGUAACGUUAUGGCUAUUAUAGAUGUAAACUCUCUUGUAUAAGAUAAAUUAAUUUUAAGUACCAUAUUGUAUACUAUCGUUUGUAACAAUAAAUAUACACGUAAGAGCAAAUAA